This is a messenger RNA of Macadamia integrifolia, 1920 nucleotides long. Its product is annotated as pentatricopeptide repeat-containing protein At2g30100, chloroplastic-like. Gene Ontology annotation, molecular function: protein binding. The transcript has 2 exons. NCBI's taxonomy places the organism in Eukaryota, Viridiplantae, Streptophyta, Magnoliopsida, Proteales, Proteaceae. The coding region runs from base 158 to 1699 and encodes 513 amino acids. The record is from RefSeq and is a predicted model, not a curated record.
AUUCCAAUCGGACCAGAGGAGGGGAAAUUCCACGGUGGAAACGGAAGUAAAAGGUCAUGGUAGAGAGGUAGGCGACCAAAAUUCCGGCCCCGGAAUAGGGUUUCAGAACUGAAAGCCUAGUUCAGUUUCCGCCGGUGCUAGGAGAGGAACGCCGACAAUGGCCGUUGUUCAUGGCUUAGCUUCUUCAUUCGACCUGAAGUUUCCUUUUUCUUCUUCUUCAAGUUCAUUUCGGGGUAAACGAUUUGCGUUUCCUCCUUUUAGUUCCAGUGGUUGGUCUUGGGUACAGUCGUGGUCUAGGUUUUCUAUCAGAAUCUGCAAAGAGAAAGGUUCGAGCUUUCUUGUUCAUAAUAGGGCGCAUGGAAAUGGGAAAUUCAGGUUGUUUGGAUCGGUUAAAAUGGAUCAGUUUUUAACGAGUGACGACGAAGAUAAAAUGAGUGAGGGACUGUUUGAGGCGAUUGAGGAAUUGGAACAGAUGAUGAGAGAGCCCGCCGAUGUUCUGGAAGAGAUGAAUCAUCGGCUUUCCCCCCGUGAGUUACAAUUGGUCCUCGUGUACUUUUCUCAAGAUGGGAAGGAUUCUUGGUGUGCAAUGGAAGUGUUUGAGUGGCUUCAGAAGGAAAAACGGGUCGACAAAGAAACCAUGGAACUCAUGGUUUCGAUAAUGUGUGGUUGGGUCAAGAAGCUGAUCGGAGGUGAGCAAGAUGUUGCAGAUGUUGUUGAUCUUCUUGUGGACAUGGAUUGCGUUGGCUUGAAACCCAGUUUCAGUAUGGUAGAGAAAGUCAUCUCUUUGUAUUGGGAGAUGGGGAGGAAGCAGGAAGCAGUUUUGUUUGUGAAAGAGGUUCUGAAACGGGGAAUUGCUUAUGCCGCCGCGGACGAAGGGGAGGGCAAGAAAGGAGGCCCAACUGGGUACCUUGCUUGGAAAAUGAUGGUGGAAGGAGACUACUGUGGUGCAAUUAAAAUGAUGUUUGAAUUCAGAGAGAGUGGGUUGAAGCCAGAGAUCUACAGCUACCUAAUUGCAAUGACAGCAGUGGUCAAAGAGCUUAAUGAGUUCUCAAAAACUGUACGGAAGUUAAAAGGUUUCGUGAAGACUGGUCUAAUAGCUGAAAUUGAUGUAGAAAAUGUCAAACUUAUCGAAAAAUAUCAAUCAGAUCUUAUAGGAGAUGGUGUCUGCUUGUCCAAUUGGGUGAUUCAAGAGGGAGGCUCCUCAUUUUCUAGGGCAGUCCAUGAAAGGCUUCUUGCCAUGUAUAUUUGUGCUGGUCGAGGACUUAAAGCUGAAAAGCAGUUGUGGGAAAUGAAGCUCAUGGGGAAAGAGGCUGACAGAGAGCUUUAUGACAUUGUAUUAGCCAUCUGUGCUUCCCAAAAGGAGGAUAGUGCUGUAGGGCGGUUGCUUACUGGACUGGAGGCUACAAGCUCAUUACGUAGGAAGAAAACCUUAUCAUGGUUGUUGAGAGGCUACAUUAAAGGCAGGCAUUUUGAGGAUGCUUCUGAAACAAUAAUAAAGAUGCUUGACCUAGGCUUGUAUCCUGAACAAUUGGACAGGGUAGCUGUAAUGCAGGGACUAAGAAAAAUGAUCCAGCGGUCAGGGAAUGUUGAACCUUAUCUCAAGCUUUGCAAGCGCCUUUCUGAUGCAAAUAUGAUUGGUCCUUGUCUUGUAUAUCUGUAUAUAAAUAGGUAUAAACUUUGGGUCACAAAAAUGCUGUGAAGAAAUUUGAGGGAAAACUAUGCUAGCCUGGAAGUCAAGAUGUCUAAUUGUGAGAAGGUCUGGCUAAUUUGGCAGUGAACUCAAACAAUUGGAGCCUUUCUUUUGGCAAUUUUUGUGUAUAUGAUAAUUUCUGUAUAAUUCGUGAACAAUAGAAUGAUUUCCAUAGUUGUAGAGAAUAGCAGCUUACGAGUUAACGUCAAUGAAGUUGUGGAUAUUUUGUU